AAAGUUCCAAACAGAAAAUUUUACAAUACUUUUUGUUUUUUUCUUCAGAUGUCGCCUCAACUUGAUCCGGUAGCUGAGCUUGAAACCUUAAAAACACAAGUUGAUCAUUCAGGAAUGAUUUGAUUUGAUCUUCUUCCUUCAGCUGGUGAAGCUGGCUCACCGAGAAAGGAAAAUGAGCAUCAUGGAGAACAUUCCCACCAUAAGAAAUCGUUGUUCUCCAAAAUGAAGGAUAAGGCUAAGAAACUUCAGCAUAGUCUCAGCGGCAAGAGGAGACAUGAUGAAGAAGGUGGUGAUGCAACCAUGUCCCCGCCAUUUGGCAGAUUAGAAGACCACCAAGUUAGAGAAGCAGGAGGUUAUGCGACACUUUCACCACGUGACAAGUCCAAAGAUCAUAAAGAAAGAGAAGGAGAAGUAGAGGAAGAAGAUCCAGAAUAUCUUGGAGCCCCAAUGUAUGAAUCAAAGAAGGCACCUGAAGAGUUAAAGGAGACUGCGAGGCAGCAUCCCCGGGAAACUCCUGUGAUCACUGAGACGAACGUUUUGUCUGUUCUCCCAUCCAAACACAACGCUGAACAUGAACAUAAAGAUUGUUCUGGUUCCAACACAGAGUCGAUGGCUGAGAAGACAGGGAAGCAGUACACAAACCAGAAAGCUAUUAGUCCAAGCAAGACCGUAACAGAAACCGUAACAGAGACGCUAGCACCUGCUUAUGCUAAAGUCUCUGAGGCUACUCACUCUAUAACUAAGAAGAUCCAAGACAUGGCUUUUCCGGAGUCAACAGAGGCAGAACCAAAGACAAAUGAUGUUUCAGAAAUCAACACUGCAGGAACUAACCAGCCCGCUGGCUUCAACACUAAGGUAUGGGACAAAGGCGUAUCAGUGAAGGAAUACAUAAGCGAAAAGUUUGAGCCUGGGGAAGAUGACAAAGCACUUUCUAGAGUGAUAACUAAAGCUAUCAGUCCUCGCAGAGCUUCCUCUGAGGCUGCUGCAUUUGGUGGAGCCACAAACAUGGUAGCUGCUUCAAAUUCAGCAGACAACAAAGCUCCCCUUUUAACCAACACGAAUGAAAUUGUUGAGGAAGAGAAUCAUGAGAAGAUGCUUCAACCUAACUGAAGAACAAAGAAGGUUUCUUCAAUUUGUGUUAACAUCUACGAAGUCUCUAUGUAAAAAAAAAGAAACUUUCUACUUCAGUCAUCUCUUUUCUCUAUUAGUUAUUGUACCAAAAAUCGGAUUUCUGGU
Messenger RNA from Brassica oleracea var. oleracea, 1236 nucleotides. Its product is annotated as low-temperature-induced 65 kDa protein-like. The coding region runs from base 223 to 1110 and encodes 295 amino acids. Lineage: Eukaryota; Viridiplantae; Streptophyta; Magnoliopsida; Brassicales; Brassicaceae. Gene Ontology annotation, biological process: response to abscisic acid. The record is from RefSeq and is a predicted model, not a curated record. The transcript has 5 exons.